Molecule: messenger RNA, 387 nt
Organism: Pectinophora gossypiella (pink bollworm)
Lineage: Eukaryota; Metazoa; Arthropoda; Insecta; Lepidoptera; Gelechiidae
Product: histone H2B.1-like
Exons: 1
Coding region: 1-387 (128 amino acids)
Biological process (GO): nucleosome assembly
Cellular component (GO): nucleosome
Molecular function (GO): DNA binding; structural constituent of chromatin; protein heterodimerization activity
Source: RefSeq, a predicted model, not a curated record
AUGGCGCCGAAAGUUCCUAAAAAGCCAUUGAAAUCUAUGGAGAAGCCUAUCGAAAAACCGAUUUCAAAAUCAAAGAAGAUGAAAAAGAAGACGUUUACCAACUUCUCCAUUUACCUAUACAAGUUAUUAAGACAAGUAACACAGAAUAAGAUUGGAAUAUCAAGGAAAUCAAUGUUGAUAAUGAAUAAUUUUGUCUAUGACAUGUUGGAGAAGAUAGCUUCAGAAGCGGGCAGGCUCGUAGCGCAUUCGAAACGGAAUACAUUGAGUAGCCGGGAAAUCCAAUCUGCUAUCAAACUUUUGGUACCAGGUGAACUAGCGAAACACGCAAAUAUGGACGCCUUGAAAGCAGUGACGAUGUACCACAAUAGCCAAGAGAAUGAAGUUUGA